Vitrella brassicaformis is the source of this 1128-nucleotide messenger RNA. Lineage: Eukaryota; Vitrellaceae. The record is from the annotation of a GenBank genome assembly.
CAGAUAUACGAGGGCAGUGGCACAUUCACUCAUCUGUACGUAUUCAGCCUCCGUUGACGAAAGCGUCACCAGUGGCUGAGUCUUCGCACUCCAAUACACAGGUCCACCACACACAAACACCACAUGACCACCACUAGACUUGCGACCCACACAAUCAGCCCAAGACGAGUCAGAGAAGGCAGUCAGAUCAAUCCGACCUUCCUUGCCUGGCUCAGCCUUGAACUCGAUCCCCUUGUCUUUUGUCCCACUCAGAUAGCGAAGAACCCUCUUUGUUGCCUGCCAAUGCCCAAAACCGGGCUCAUGAGCAUAUCGUGCAAGCUCCUUGACCACAUAGGCGAUGUCCGGGAAGCACGUGACCGAGCAGAACAUCAAUGCGCUAACGAGUUGCCGAUAGGGAACCUUCUUCAUUUUCGUCUUCUCUUCGUCCGUCUUCGGUGACAUCUCAGAGGUCAGUUGGAUACCGGACGCACAAGGGAAAUCCACUGGGUUCGCAUUCUCCAUGCUGAAUCUCUUGAGCAUCUUGUCGAUGUACUGUGGCUGUGUGAUCUGCAGGGUCCUUUCUUGACGAUCGCGGAUGAUCUUGAGGCCGAGAAAGAUGUCAACCCUGCCCAGGUCCUUCGUCGCAAACACGCUCGACAGCUGCUGCUUGAACCACGUGACCCUCUCUUGUUCGCUGACGAUGAGAAUAUUGUCGACGAACACCACAAGAAGGAUGUUGUUGUCCUUAUGCAGGUACACACAGGGCUCCUGAGGGUCCCGAACGAACCCUCUGUCGAGUAGCUGGUUGUGAAGAGUGAUGUUCCAUGCGCGCGGGGCUUCCUUGAGGCCAUACAAUGCCUUCCGUAGACGAACAACAUGGCCGGGCUUCUCAUAUCCAGGUGGGCACCGCAUAAAGACAGGCUUGUCCAGCGGGGCGUUAAGAAAUGCUGUGUUGAUGUUUAUCUGAUGUAUCUCCAGGUUGAGUUGAUUCGCCAGGGCAAACCCUGAUCGAACAAUGUGGUAGGAGGGCGUAGGGGAAAACACGUCAUCCACUUGGUUGCCAUCUUGUUCGAAUCCUCUUGCGACGAUGCGAGCCUUGCCUUGUACUUGUCAGGCUUGAGGGCAAAUACCCAUCUGCAUGAGAUGAUC